Molecule: messenger RNA, 1026 nt
Organism: Auanema sp. JU1783
Lineage: Eukaryota; Metazoa; Nematoda; Chromadorea; Rhabditida; Rhabditidae
Source: the annotation of a GenBank genome assembly
AUGACUUCUCGACAACUGCGUAUGCUCUAUGUUGGCCUUGGAGUAACAGCCUCAUGUCUCCUGAUUCUUUCAACGUCGUCAAGACCUCAUCUACAAACUAAACUAGAAGAGGAUAUUGCUUUCAAUGUUCCAUCUCUUUCUAAUGCUUUGGAUGAACAACAAAUUGGUCCAGAUGGAAAGGCUGUUGAUCUUCAUCCAAUACAAGAAUUACCAAAUCCAGAACGUCUUGCUUUCAACAAAACAGUUCAGAGCUAUAACGAAUGUAUUAUUGAGAAGUAUAACGCCAUCAAACAAAACCAAACGACCGUUUGGGAAAGAGGACUUCAGGAUAUCGUCGAGGACUGCAAACAGAAGACAGAUAUCAAAAAAAUUAUAAUUUCACCAUUAAAAAACAACGAUGAAAUUAAGCAUCACGUGUUCUCCCAAUAUGAAGAACCAAGCACCAUUGUAACACUAGGAGUUGGAGCUGAUACAGCCGUUGAAGAAUAUCUCAAAUCAAAGCUACCUUCUGGAAGUCAAUUCAUGGCUGCUGAUCCAGUAUAUGAGCCAAACGCUAAGAUGUUUGAGAAGAUCGGACUUUUCUUCCCUUUUGCUGUAGGAGCUGAGACUGGUGUUUCUAUUGCUAACAUUCGUAACAAUCAAGGCAAUUACGAAAAACAACUAAUGACCCACAUCGAUUUAGAGAUCUUUUUCGGGAAACUAGUGAACAAAACCAAAAUCGAUCACUUGUUGUUGGAUAAUGAAGGUCCAGAAUACGAUCUGAUGCCACGACUAGGUAGAAAUGAUCUUUUCGAUGAAAUGGGAGUAACUGUAUGUCAAAUGAAUGUUGAAGUUCAUUCUGGAAGGACAGGCUUCACGAAAGAUGAACUCCGUUCUGAAUUCAUAAGAAUCAUCGAUAGAAUUCUGUACGAGCAGCGAUAUGUUAUUCUAUUUAGUAGUUAUUAUGGACAUCAACGUAUGUUCUUGAUGAACGUUGAGAGUAAUUAUUGUGUCAAUAAGUAUAUGAUUCAAUUCUUUUCUAAUUAA